This is a messenger RNA of Funneliformis geosporum, 621 nucleotides long. The record is from the annotation of a GenBank genome assembly. Lineage: Eukaryota; Fungi; Glomeromycota; Glomeromycetes; Glomerales; Glomeraceae.
AUGCCUAAUAAAAGAAAAAGAAAACGAGGAACAGAAAAAGAUCAAUCAAAAUACGAUGCUUCACCUGUUUCUGAUAAGAUAUCAGAUAUUCCUCGUAAUUUUAAAAGAUUGUUACAAGCUAAUGAAUUUAAGAAAAAUAAAAUUGUUGAAACAUCUCGAAUUAAAAGCAAACAAACGAUACAAAGAAUGCCUGGUGAAUCAUUUCGAAAUUUUAGCAGGAGGUUGGAAGAUCACAUGAGACCAGAUAUUAUUAAAGCAAUGAAAGUAGGGAUGUCAACUAAAGACAAAGCUAAAAGGUAUCGAGAAAAAUUAAAGGAAAAGAAAAAAGCCAAAAUAGAAAAAUUAAUCGAAGAGGUUAAUGCAAAAGAUUUUAAUGAUUUUCAGGAUAAAGUAAAAUUUGGUGAAGUAGUUCAAGCUCCUCCAUCAUUAACCGUUAUACCUAAACAUCGUGGUAAAAUAUUAAAAAAGGAUAGUUUAGAGAAGGAGAGAGAGCAGAAAAAUAAACAGUUGAAUGCUGUUAAUAAAAGAAUCAUGGAUAAAGAGAGAGAAAGGGUCAUGACACAAUAUCGUAUUAUUAAAGCAAGAAAAUUAAUGAAUAAAAAUCAUUAUUCAAAAGAUUAA